CAGACUGAAAAAUGUGCGAUAUAAAUACUGGAGCAUUUUCUCAUUGUUUGUCAAUCAUAAACUUGAAGUCUUGUUGGAAUCAUAAGAAUUCAUAAAGUCAGACUUAACUUAAUAAAAGUGAAAAAAUUCAAAGUAAAAUUCAAAAUUAGUGAUUUUUAAAUUAGUGAAAUUUCCAUAAGCCCAAUCAUGAUCGAACUUACUUUCAUCAUAUCAGCCUUAUUUGCUGUAAUUUUUUAUUUCUUUGUACGUUAUCGCCAAACUUACUGGAAACGCCAGAAAAUUCCAUACGUUAAACCAAAAUUCUUCUUCGGAAAUACAAAGGAAGUUGAUACAGAAAUUCAUCAUACAGUUUUUUGGAGAAAUAUUUAUCAAGAGUUGAAGCCACAGGGUCCAGUAGGUGGAUUUUACAAUUAUUUAGAUCCAGUUGCCAUCAUCACGGACCUUGACUUGCUGAAACAAAUUAUGAUUAAGGAUUUUACUUAUUUCACUGAUCGAGGUAAUUACCACAAUAUUACACAGGAUCCAGUCAGUGGUCACUUGAUUAAUUUAGAAGGUGAAGAUUGGAAGUUUAUGCGAAGCAAGCUUUCACCAGGAUUCAGCACAGGAAAACUAAAGUUAAUGCUUCCAAUUAUCGAUCGUCAAAUUGAGAUUUUAAUAAAUGUUAUGGAAAAUAAAAUGAACUCGACUGGACAAUUUGAAGUUCGGGACAUAAUGGCUAGAUAUUUAAGUGACAUUCUUGGAAUCACCGCAUUUGGAAUCGAAUGCAAUUCAUUGACUGAUGAAGACUCUGAAUUUCACAAAAUGGCAAUUCAUUCAUUAGCUACGACAAGAUACAAGAAAAAAACCUUACUUGAAAGCAAUAGAAGCUUAUGUCAAAAACUUGGCAUCAUAAACACAGAAAAGACAUCUUUAAAAUUCUACAGCGAUGUUGUUGAUGGAAUCUUACAUUACCGAAGGACUAGCAACGUUGAAAGAAACGACAUCUUAGGUCUCAUGCUCAACUCAAAAGACACAUCACGAGUAAUUACUAGAGAUGAAAUUUUAGCUCAAGCUGCAGUAUUUUUGGUUGGUGGACAUGAGACUCAGUUGGCAGCUUUAAGCUACACACUUUAUGAACUUGCUAUACAUAAAGAUUAUCAACAACGAGCCAGAGAUGAAGUUGAAGAAGUUUUUAACAAAAAUAAUGGAAAAUUGACAUAUGAGGCACUGGGAGAGAUGAAAUAUGUUGAGCAAUGUAUCAAUGAGGGCUUACGCAAAUAUUUUAUCUCAUUCAGUGCUAAACGUGAAACACGAAAGGACUACAAAAUUCCAAAUACGGAUAUGGUGUUGAAAAAAGGUACUCUUUUUCAAGUUCCAAUAUAUGCCAUCCACAAUGAUCCAGAUUAUUAUCCAAAUCCUGACGUUUACAAUCCAGACAGAUUCUCACCAGAAGAGACAGCAAAACGUCAUAGCUUUUCCUUUAUUCCAUUUGGCGAAGGUCCACGCACAUGCAUUGGCAAGCGUUUUGCUCAAACUGUGACAAAAUCAACAAUUGCAAAAAUUUUGUACAACUUUGAGCUCAGUGUAGACCGUACAAAGACAUCUAUACCAUUAAAAAUUAAUCCUGAAAUUUUAUUUGUGACUCCAAUGGAUGGAAUUUAUGUGAAUCUGAAGAAAUUGGAGCGUUAAGACUGAGCCUGAAUAGAUAAUAUUAUAAAUUUAUUUUAAAAUUGAAAUAAUCAAUUAAUAAUUUUAAUAUGAAGUUUGUGAAAUUUUAAAAAAUAUGUAAUACUAGGUGUGUAAAUAAUUUUGAAUUUAAUAUAUUCAUUUAUGCUUAUAAUUAAAUAAAUUUUGUACAAGUAAGAA
Messenger RNA from Chironomus riparius, 1845 nucleotides. NCBI's taxonomy places the organism in Eukaryota, Metazoa, Arthropoda, Insecta, Diptera, Chironomidae. The record is from the annotation of a GenBank genome assembly.